Tupaia belangeri chinensis (Chinese tree shrew) is the source of this 3104-nucleotide messenger RNA. It is a transcript of the gene MC1R, whose product is annotated as melanocortin 1 receptor. Gene Ontology annotation, cellular component: membrane. The transcript has 2 exons. NCBI's taxonomy places the organism in Eukaryota, Metazoa, Chordata, Mammalia, Scandentia, Tupaiidae. Gene Ontology annotation, molecular function: melanocyte-stimulating hormone receptor activity. Bases 1560 to 2528 code for a protein of 322 amino acids. The record is from RefSeq and is a predicted model, not a curated record. Gene Ontology annotation, biological process: G protein-coupled receptor signaling pathway.
CAUUCCUCCCGGAGUGUGAGUAAUUUCUCAUUGUCUCUCUCCAGUGAGCACAUGUGCCCUAUAACAAAAAUCUCUCUUAAAAAAAAAGCAAAAAUGAAACAAAAAAGGGGAGGGUAAUCACAAGUUGUAAUAUGCAGACGGAGUAACAUUCGCUCGUGGACAUCAGCUCAGGCUUGUCUGGUGAGUGAGGUGGGUGUCACGGGGUCAUAGGUGUGGCAGUGGGGCAGAUGAGAGAGAACAUGGACUUCGACCUGAAGGUCAAAGGGCACUGAACGCUGAAUUGCCUUGGAACCUGGCCCCUGGCCCCACCUCCACCACUCACUGACCGUGAGCAGGCCCUCGUCUUCUCCCUGGCCUCUGCUCUUCCUGUAAAUGGGGGCAAUGAGCCCGAACCCUCCCACCCUGCCUGCAGAGGGGGUUCUGUCAUCCGCACAGUAAGAAAGCACGCAGAGGGGCAGCCCGAUGCCCGGGGUGGGCCCCAGCAGCCAGUUCUGACCACGGUGAGGUCCACGGAGCACCAUGUGAGAUAAGGCCGGCCUUUGAUCUGGGGCCUGCGGUCCUUCCGUGGGGGAAGUGGGCGUCACCAGGGGAAGGUGGGCAGCUGCCAGCUUGGAGUCCCCAUGAGUAUGAGCAAGAGUGUGAUGUGACUGAGGGGUACUAGGGCUGUCAUCAGGGUGCUCCCUGGAAGCCAUGCAAGGAGCCCCUGUGGUGGCCACCCUCUGCCCACUCAGCGUAAGAACUUGAGCUGCUGGGUCGUGCUCCCACAUGGCCUUCCAGCUGAGCUGGGAAUGCAGGUGCUGCCCCGGGAGCUCCUGAGACCAAGGCUGGGUGAGUGGUUGGGAUGCUCAAGGAAGAGUGUCCCCAGAGGAAGGUUAGGAGUUCUGCAGGUGGGAAUGCACCAAGAGUCCAGACACCGGAACACUGGCAGCCAGGCCUGGAGAUGGGGCUGGCCACAGCAGCUCUGAAUGCAAAGCAGAGAGCCAUGCUGGGUGAGGGGCUGGUUGUGCUCACACUACCAAGUGGCGGCCUGGGCUGUGGGGGCUCCCACGCCUCACACACACCCCCGUCACAUGGCUGCCCUCUGGAGGAGGGGCUCUGUGGACGGCUUUAAAGAUGCAGAGAAAGGCUUCAUUCUUCUGGGACCUCAGCCCACCCUAGCGCAGGGAGGGAGGAGGCUGGGCAGACCUACCAGACCAGGAAGGAUGAGAAGCACAGAAUGUCCUGGCUGAGCGGCCUCCCAGGAGGAGGUGUGGAGGGGGCACUGAAGACCGAGUUUGUCCCCUCCAGGUGGGGGACUCCCUGAGCCCCAAGGGUGAGGGUUGGGUCCCUGCCAGGCACUGUCUGGAUUGUGACUGGGCGGGCCAUCCUCGGGCCAAUCUCAUUCCAGCCAGAGAGAGGGUGAGUCUGAGGGCAGGUCUGGAGGUGUCCCGGCGCAAUGCGGCUGGCAUGGGGGACACCGAGCCCUCUCGGUGGCUCCAUAAGCUGAGUAGGGCAACUGGAGAGUGAGGGCCCGUGGGCAUCCGGGACCCUCCACUGCCCUGCUUGCUUCGGACAGGACGAUGUCUGUGCAGGAGCCCCAGAGGAGGCUGCUGGGCUCCCUCAACUCCACCCCCACAGCCACCGCCCGCCCCGGGCUGGCCACCAACCAGACGGGGCCCCAGUGCCUGGAGGGACCCUUCCUGGGGCUCCCCGUCCCUGCCGGGCUGUCCCUCGGCCUGGGGCUGGUGAGCCUGGUGGAGAACGUGCUCGUGGUGGCCGCCAUCGCCAAGAACCGCAACCUGCACUCGCCCAUGUACCGCCUCAUCUGCUGCCUGGCCGUGUCCGACCUGCUGGUGAGUGUGAGCAACACGCUGGAGACGGCCGGCGUCCUGCUGCUGGAGGCGGGCGCCCUGGCGGCGCGGGGUGCGGCGGUGCAGCAGCUGGACAAUGCCAUCGACGUGCUCAUCUGUGGCUCCAGGCUGUCCAGCCUCUGCUUCCUGGGCACCAUCGCCGUGGACCGCUACAUCUCCAUCUUCUACGCGCUGCGCUACCACAGCAUCGUCACGCUGCCCCGGACGCGGCGCGCCAUCGCGGCCAUCUGGGUGGCCAGCGUGCUCUGCAGCGCCCUCUUCAUCACGUACUAUGAGCACACAGCCGUGCUGCUGUGCCUCGUCGUCGUCUUCCUCGCCAUGGUGCUGCUCAUGGCUGUCCUGUACGUCCACAUGCUGGCCCGCGCCUGCCAGCAUGCCCAAGGCAUCGCCCGGCUCCACAAGCGGCAGCGCCCAGCCCGCCAGGGCUUUGGCCUCAAGGGCACGGCCACCCUCACCAUCCUGCUGGGCGUGUUCUUCCUCUGCUGGGGGCCCUUGUUCCUGCACCUCACGCUUCUCCUCCUCUGCCCCCAGCACCCCACCUGCGGCUGUGUCUUCAAGAACUUCGACCUCUUCCUCGCCCUCAUCAUCUGCAACUCCAUCGUGGACCCCCUCAUCUAUGCCUUCCGCAGCCAGGAGCUCCGGAAGACCCUCAAGGAGGUGCUGCUGUGCUCCUGGUGAGGGCUAGUUCCUGAGCCCAGAGCCCCCCAGGACAGACGAGGGUCCGGGCAGGACUCAGCAGCUGUGAGGGCCGGGGGAGCCUGGGGAGGCGGGGCCUGGCCAGGUGCAGACCCUAGGCUCCUGGAGGACACUGCCUGCUCCUGCAGAGCCCCACCUCCACUGGGGACUGGGCAACGUCCACCCCGCUGCGACAUCUCUGCUGCAAACUAUUGGGACUUGUGCCCUUAUACGCUGGGACACGUCUCUGGUUGGGAAGAGUGACAGGAGCCACCGAGGAAGGCUGUUCUCAGCAAGGGCCCAAGAGUGUGAGCAGAGAGGUCUGCCCACAGUCAUGCAGCGGCCUCUUCAGAAGGGAACUCGCUGCCUCUGGCAGGUCUGACCAGCGAGGACGGAGCGGAUGGUGACUCAGGGUCAGUGCUCGACACAGUGGUGACCAGCUUGCCGGGGGCUCAGCCAAUGUGUCUGCACCACCCCCAGACUGACAGCCCCGGCAGGUGCCUGCUGUGGGAGUCAGACCAGCCCCUGCGGACUCACGGUCGGAAAAGUCUGCUAAUAAAGGCUGUGGUUCUUCCAGAA